ACAGGCCGUCUGCUCCCCACCGGCUUCAUCCGCUACGGCUACGGCGGGGCGAGCCGGAACUUUUAUCCAUAGGAACGGGUUUACAGUGUAGAGUGUUGCCGGCCGGCCUCAAGGAGAUUAGAGUGCCAUCCUCUUCCUCUCACCGUAGCCGCCGCGGAGCGGUGCCGAGCCGAUCAGAUCCAGGAGCGCAGUUACCGGGCGGGCUGGGUCUAUGGUCGCUCCGCGGGCCGCUCCGCCGGCUGGUGCUUUUUUUUCAGGGCAAGCUGUGUUCCAUGGCAGGGAACUUUUGGCAGAGCUCCCAUUAUUUGCAAUGGAUUUUGGAUAAACAAGAUCUGUUGAAGGAACGCCAGAAGGACUUAAAGUUUCUCUCAGAAGAAGAGUAUUGGAAAUUACAAAUAUUUUUUACAAAUGUUAUUCAAGCAUUAGGUGAACAUCUUAAAUUAAGACAACAAGUUAUUGCCACUGCUACAGUCUAUUUCAAGAGAUUCUAUGCCAGGUAUUCUCUGAAAAGUAUAGAUCCUGUAUUAAUGGCUCCUACAUGUGUGUUUUUGGCAUCCAAAGUAGAGGAAUUUGGAGUAGUCUCAAAUACAAGAUUGAUUUCUGCUGCUACUUCUGUAUUAAAAACUAGAUUUUCAUAUGCCUUUCCAAAGGAAUUCCCUUAUAGGAUGAACCAUAUAUUAGAAUGUGAAUUCUAUCUUUUAGAACUAAUGGAUUGUUGCUUGAUAGUGUAUCAUCCUUAUAGACCUUUGCUCCAGUAUGUGCAGGACAUGGGCCAAGAAGACAUGUUGCUUCCCCUUGCAUGGAGGAUAGUGAAUGAUACCUACAGAACGGAUCUUUGCCUACUGUAUCCUCCUUUCAUGAUAGCUUUAGCUUGUCUACAUGUAGCCUGUGUUGUACAGCAGAAAGAUGCCAGACAGUGGUUUGCUGAACUUUCUGUGGAUAUGGAGAAGAUUUUGGAAAUAAUCAGGGUUAUUUUGAAACUGUAUGAGCAGUGGAAGAAUUUUGAUGAGAGAAAAGAGAUGGCAACUAUUCUUAGUAAGAUGCCGAAACCAAAACCUCCUCCAAACAGAAAUUCCCUGAGUGAUUCUCCACUAGUGGCAGGGCCUGAAGCUGCAAGAUGAUGAUGGACAAGAUAAGGCAAUAAUCCUAUUGCCACAGUUACUGGUAUUUUUCAGUUUUAGUUAUUUUUAAGUAUUCAGCAUUUUCCAGGAAAUUGCCAUUUUUAUUUUCUGACUCAUAAAUAAAAGUUUGCUGUAUUUACAUGUGAUUUUAUUACGCCUUUGGACAGUCAUUUUUUCAGAAGAACACUUCUUGAUUUUCAUAUUUGGUAGGAAUAAGAUUUUAUAUAUAAGAUUUAAUUUUACAGGAAAUUUGUUCAGAAAAAGCUCUAAUCUCUAUGUUGAGUGAUACCUGUAAUGACAGUGAAAUUCCAUACCCUUAUUUAAAUGUUUUGAAUGUAUGUGGACGCUAACUUCCAGAAUACUUGUAAUGUGUGAGGGCACCAAGUUAUGGAAGAAUAAAAACAUAAAACCAAAUGUAGUCUUCUGUAUUUUAAUUUUGCAAUCUGUGUCAGACAAUCAGGAGUGUCUUUAUUUUGUAGAGUUUUACCAUAGAGUAACUAACUUUAAAAAUUAGUUGGUUUAUCAGGGUGUUGAAAAUGAGUCUUUUAAUUGGUAUAAAAUCUCUUUCUUCCCCACUUGAACAGUGAAGGAGAGCAGGGUCCAAAUGGAAGUCAGAACUCUAGCUACAGCCAAUCUUAAAACAUUCCGAAGAAUUCCGUAGUGGACCAGUUGGAAAUAAACCAUUGGACAGAUUUCAGUUAUGUCUUCAAUGGAACACAAAUGAAAAUGAAUAGCUUGUUUCUGUCAAGCAUAUUGGGAAGUGAUUUUAUUUUUGCAAAAUAAGUUUUACCUUACCUGAUUUGAUUCUAGUACAUAAUUGAUUGAAAUCUCUUGAUUAUAAAAGUUUGGAAAGGUUCUAAGGGGACCUACAGACAGACAUACAUAGACAUUUCAAAAUUAAUAACUUUUGAUUAGUAUAAUUUUUCUUAAUUUGGAUAAUAGAAAUUAUAGCUUUUUAUUAAGCCAGGAAACAUGAAGCAUAAUUUGUCUAAAAUUCUCUUUGGUCAUUGAAGGACCAAAAAAAAAGACAUAAAAAGUCAAAUAUAUGAGGGUUUUUUUCCCUCCUUAAGUUAAACUUUAAAACUGUAUUUAAGGAAUCAAAUCUUACAAAAUCCUGGAAGAUUUUGGUAACGAUAUUGAUAAUUUCAGGGAAAUUAAUCAAGUACCUAUUGAUUUAAAAGUGUAUUUUAUUUGUAGUUUUAGUAUCUUGCCAUGGAAGAUACUAGCCCAGCCUAGCAGAAAAGUGCAAUAUGUAUAGCAUACUUUGACAUUUUAAAAGUUAUAUUAAUUCCAUAACCAUUUUGAAAUGCUGGGCAAACUUAAAAAAAAAAAUCCUAUAUGACCUUAUUUGCAUUUGAUUCACAGUUAAUCAGGCAUUUUGAAAGUUAAUUGGAUAAAACACCAUGAUAUGGUUGAAAUUUGGUAACAUUUUAAUGUUAAUUUUUACUCUACUGUGAAAAGUUUUUAUAUGACAUACACUCCCUAGUUUAUUUUUGUGUCUUAGUGUGGAUUUACAAAUUUACUACAGGUAUCCUGAGCCAGGAACACAAUCAGGUUUCAGGCCAGUUUGAUACUGGCCAUUCUUAAUUCUCAUGAGUGUAGGACUUGGACAAAUUGUUAUGUCAGUGGGACUGUGCUGUCUGUGGAACUUAAUCAUUUUCUUCAGAUUUGAAGGAGAGUGAUGAAAUUUGAAGUCAUAGGAUAUUGAUGUACAAUUUAAGGAUUAAGUUUUUUUAUAAAUCAAUUGUGAACAAUGGAUUAUUAAAUUAAGUGUUGACUUCCUAGUAUGAAACUUCAAGAAUAAAAGUAAUGUUCUCCA
Molecule: messenger RNA, 2940 nt
Organism: Leopardus geoffroyi (Geoffroy's cat)
Lineage: Eukaryota; Metazoa; Chordata; Mammalia; Carnivora; Felidae
Gene: CCNC
Product: cyclin C
Exons: 12
Coding region: 273-1121 (282 amino acids)
Biological process (GO): positive regulation of transcription by RNA polymerase II
Cellular component (GO): mediator complex; nucleus
Molecular function (GO): cyclin-dependent protein serine/threonine kinase regulator activity
Source: RefSeq, a predicted model, not a curated record